Messenger RNA from Solanum tuberosum (potato), 592 nucleotides. RefSeq lists its product as uncharacterized. The coding region runs from base 82 to 363 and encodes 93 amino acids. Gene Ontology annotation, cellular component: mitochondrion. Lineage: Eukaryota; Viridiplantae; Streptophyta; Magnoliopsida; Solanales; Solanaceae. The transcript is spliced from 3 exons. The record is from RefSeq and is a predicted model, not a curated record.
UUACAUACUCAUUCAUUACAAAGUGAGGUUUUAGGGUGUUGGAGAAGAGGAGUUGUGAAGAGUUGAAGUAUCAGUUUCGUAAUGGGAUACGUGCAAGAAGCCAGAGAAAAUCACGUCAAAAAGAAGGUCGAAGAAGCUCUGCGCAGUAAAAUGAAGCAGAAAGCGCUCAAACAAUGUGAUCGAUAUACUACAAAAUACGCUGAGUGUGCCUCAGGAAGAACAAUAUCUGUUGUUUGGCAGUGUCGUAAACAAGCCAAGGAAUUAAAUGAGUGUCUUCAUCAGUACACAAAUGACUCUGUUUUGGAAGAAAUGAAGAAAGCGUACAUGCUCCAACAGAAUGAACAAGGAUCAGUUAGAGUUUGAGUAUGCCUUUCAUGAUUCUUCGAGUUAAGUCGUCUCCACAUCGUCUGCAGUUCAGAAGGCCUUCACUUUCUUAUCAGAAUUUGGGUGUGAUUUGUGAACGAACAGUAUGUAUUUGGGUUGUUUGUGGUGGAACUCACAGAAAAUUGAAUAAAUUUGUGGUUUCAUAAGUUAUAAAUGCUACACUAGUCACUAAUUUUCAAAUUGGGCGUGAACUUUUUUUGUUUUCCUU